CCGAGGUGUGCAAGCGGGACGGCGUCGAGCGGGACGAGAAGGACGCCGUGGACCGGGUGGUGGGUUUGGGCAGCUCCAGCGCCGGGCGGGUGAUGCUCUCCAAGGAGGACAAGGAGGCGGCCAAGAUGGGGCUCUCCGUCUUCACGGGGCGGGAACGCAGAGCCGGGCCGUGGCAGAGACCCGCGAGAGCGCCCGUGCCGGGGGCGCAGAGCUCGGCUGGGGUCGGGGACAAGGAGGCGGCCAAGAUGGGGCUCUCCGUCUUCACGCACCAGAAAGUCUCCAGCAGCCCCGAGGCCUCCGGCGCCAGGAAGAAGCAGGAGAAGGAGGAGAAGGUGGAGGAGCACCGACCCGAGGGUGGCAAAAAAUCCAAAAAGGAGAAAAAGAAGAAAAAAAAGAAGAAACAGAAGAAGGAGAAGAAGAAGGACAAGCACCACAAGAGGGACGCUGCCCCCUCGUCCUCCGAUUCCUCUCCGGCCCGGGAUCAGAG
Molecule: messenger RNA, 487 nt
Organism: Leptosomus discolor (cuckoo roller)
Lineage: Eukaryota; Metazoa; Chordata; Aves; Leptosomiformes; Leptosomidae
Source: RefSeq, a predicted model, not a curated record